AUGCCGUCCUUCCGCCACCCCGCAGUCGCCGUCUCGCACGGCCCCGGUCCGCUGUGGCUGCUCUCGGACGGCCCCGCCGACAUGAUGCGCGAGGCUGCCCCAGCAGCGAAGUUGCUGACUUCUCUCUUCGCGAAGCUCUACCCGAACAACGAGAACCUGCCCAAGCGCAUCCUCUUCGUGUCGGCGCACUUCGAGUCCGACAGCAGCGGCUUCGAGAUCUCCAACGCCGCCAACCCGGACAUGAUCUACGACUACUACGGCUUCCCUCAAGAGGCGUACGACGUCGUGUACCCCGCCAAGGGAGACCCCGCCUUCGCCCAGAAGGUCAAGGAGCAGCUCGAGAAGAACAAUCUCAAGGCCAAACUCGUGAACCGCGGCUUCGACCACGGCACGUUCGUCCCCUUGACGCUGAUCCGCCCGCAAGCCGACAUUCCGGUGGUCACCUUGUCCAUCAACUCGUACCUGAGCAACCAGGACCACUUCGACCUGGGCAAGGCAAUUGCUCCGUUCCGUGACGAGGACACGCUGAUUCUGUGCUCGGGGCAGUCGACGCACAACCUCCGUGGCUUCCACAGUCGCAGUCCUUCCCUGGUCGAAGGCGCUCGGGCGUUCCAAGCGUGGCUCGACGACGCGCUGUCCUCGCAGUCCAAGCUCGAGAUGAAGGAGCGAAUCAAGGCUAUCACCAAUUGGCGCGACGCACCCGGGGCGAGAUUCGCUCACCCGUCACCUGACCACUUCAUGCCGUUCGUCGUUGGAGCUGGAGCUGGAAUGGAAGAGAAGGAGCCAGGCGCUGAACUGCUCUUCGGAGGCUGGGCUAUCGGUCACUUUUCCUUCGCAAACUAUGCGUGGGGACUGCAGCAGUAA
This is a messenger RNA of Phytophthora sojae, 864 nucleotides long. RefSeq lists its product as hypothetical. Bases 1 to 864 code for a protein of 287 amino acids. NCBI's taxonomy places the organism in Eukaryota, Oomycota, Peronosporomycetes, Peronosporales, Peronosporaceae. The transcript has a single exon. Gene Ontology annotation, molecular function: zinc ion binding; oxidoreductase activity, acting on single donors with incorporation of molecular oxygen; ferrous iron binding. The record is from RefSeq and is a predicted model, not a curated record.